This is a messenger RNA of Megalops cyprinoides (Indo-Pacific tarpon), 2635 nucleotides long. RefSeq names its product transmembrane protein 127 (gene tmem127). Lineage: Eukaryota; Metazoa; Chordata; Actinopteri; Elopiformes; Megalopidae. The transcript is spliced from 3 exons. Gene Ontology annotation, cellular component: membrane. Gene Ontology annotation, biological process: negative regulation of TOR signaling; negative regulation of cell population proliferation. Bases 474 to 1193 code for a protein of 239 amino acids. The record is from RefSeq and is a predicted model, not a curated record.
GAAAGACGUCUUCUGUCAUAAACAGGAAACAAGGAAAUUCGGCCUUUGUGUUCAUUGUUGGGUACAAAUAUUUGAAAUAUCCAUUAUUCUUCGUCCGUAUGAUAUCGACACGAUUGUAGUCCAGAUAUAUUUUAUAAAUAAUAUUUCGAAUUUUUCGAGCAUAUAGUACAUUUUUACUGAUUAAAACUGAGCAAGUGGCUAAGUUAGGUGUCGAGCUAUGUUGUGAGGCCCUUUAAAGACUGUGGUUGAGUCUGAUUUUGAGAAAUUUUGUUUUCCGCCAGCGUCAUCCUCACAAACGUAAAAAUGCUUCGUGGUAUUCAGCUGGGUAGGUAGGUAGCUCCUGUCGAUUGAGGAUCGAUAUAAAUAAAUACCUAAAGUUAUUACCGUUAGCGACACAUCGGUUGCCUUAUAUCUAGGAUAGCUACCUAGCCGUAGUUAUCGGCCGUCUGAGAAGACAGGGUAAAGUAAAAGAGAUGUACGCGCCACCGGGAUCUGCUCUCCCCGGGAGCCGGCGUAGGCGAGGACCAGGAGGAACCGCACUGCCUAAACAGCCGGAGCGAAGCCUGGCAUCUGCGUUGCCUGGAGCAUUGUCCAUCACAGCGCUAUGCACGGCCCUUGCCGAGCCAGCUUGGGUCCGUGUUCAUGGAGGAACUUGCCCCAGACAAGAACUCGGAGUGGCAGAUGUCUUGGGAUACGUGGAUCCAAAACUCCUGGAAGACUACUGCGUGAACCCUCAGACCAUCCUUUUGCUGCGGGUUAUCGCUGGCUUCUGCUUCUUGGGUAUCCUAUGUAGCCUGACUGCCUUCCUGCUGGACGUCUUUGGACCAAAGCACCCAGCUCUCAAGAUCACCCGCCGAUACGCCUUUGCACAUAUACUCACUGUCCUUCAGUGUGCCACAGUCAUUGGGUUCUGCUACUGGGCCUCGGAGCUGAUCCUGUCCCUGCAACAGCAACACAAACAGUACCACGGCUCUCUCAUUUAUGUCACCUUUGCUAUAAGCUUUUACCUGGUGGCAGGAGCAGGUGGUGCAUCCAUUCUGGCCACUGCUGCUAACCUGCUACGCCAUUACCCAACUGAGGAGGAGGAGCAGGCCCUUGAGUUGCUGUCUGAGAUGGAGGAAAGCAGUGAGACCUAUCCAGCUGACUACGACAUUGCCAACCAGUUCCAGCCACCACCUGCAUACAGUCCUUAGUUGGCUGUGCCACAACUACUUUUCUGUAUUUCUGUGCAAAUACUGCUAUGGAUGCACCUGCGCGCGCACACACACACACACACACACACACACAGAAACUCGUACAUUUAUCCUCUUUUCGCAUCCAAACACAGUAACUUGACAUCUUUAAGAUAUGUAAGUGCAAGUUUUUAAUUUAUUAGAUCAAAGUGCUUACUCUUCCUCUGUGUGAAUAUACUUUUAUUUCCUGUUCCAUAUUAUCUGAGGGAAUAAUAUUCAACAGCAGCAAUUUAAUGCUUACAAUCAUAAAUAAAUAAAUACUCACACUGUGGGUGGUAUUUUUUCUAGAUGUUCAACUUUUGUCUAUUUAGUGUCAGUAUUUUUUCCUCUGAUACCAUUGUUGUGGGUUUCUAAAAGAGACCUAGAAAAGCAAUUUUCAAAAAGAUUCCUAUUUGAUGUUUUUUUUUUAGUUUAUAGCAGAACCUGCCCAGUAUCAUGCCUUUUUGUGUACUCAAAUGAUUUCCCUUUUACACGACAGUCACACAUGGUCACUCCUUUUUGUGAUGUGAGUACGAUUCCCUUUUAAUGUUGGUAGAAUUUAGAUGGAUUCUGGAUUGCUAAAUUCAAACUGAAAAAGAAUGGAUUGGUAUGGACACUAAAAAUGAGUAUUUUUGUGUGAUUGCUGGAUUCGUCUGAGCAUGGGGUGUAAGAAGGGAUUCUGCAGAACAGUUGCUUUAUUUUCUUUGAUGUGAGUGUAAUCUGGAGUGAUUGUGUGGAAAUGGGGUAAUAGUGUAUUUCUGAGUCUGUCACUACCUCAUCUUUUUAAGCUUGGUGAGGAGAGUAAGAAACAGCAGAGCCAUGGUUCUAGGUCUCUGCCCCUCCUAGGCCCUUAAACAAUCACUGGCUUUCCAAAUGAGCAGGCUGUCUAUUUUCUCCAAUUUUCUAGAGAUUUCAGAUGUGUCGAUCAUUAUGGCCAAUGAAAAGGGUGGGAGGCAAUAGUUUGCCUCACCAUAAGCCCUGUGGUUUUACAGUUUGUGAUUUGGUUGUGGUUUUAUGUUAGUUUUAUUUUUGUAUUUGUUUUUAUUUUAAUCUGGGAAGUUUUGGUGCAAACAAGAAUUUGCUUAACUGAAAAAAAAUAGAUUUCACAUCCAUAAUUAUAUCUGUGUCACUUUACGAAAGUGUGGCUUUACUGUACAGUGUGUUGUGGUUUAAAAUUGUUUGGAAUAAUGAUGAAAAACUUGGAAUGCAGCUUGGCUUGGACAGGCUUUUAAAAUGAUUAAUACUGCAGAUGCAAAUGGGCAUACUUGAAAAACUAGCAUCUGGUAGUGUUUGAAAAGGCUCCAUUCAUCUGGGCAAUGCUGACCUUCUGUCCACACUGCUGUAAAAAUGCAAUGUAACUAAAUGACAUACAGCAAGUCAUUGUGAAAGAACCAUCUCAUCAACAAUAAAAGGCUUGCCUGAGA